This is a messenger RNA of Coturnix japonica (Japanese quail), 2682 nucleotides long. The record is from RefSeq and is a predicted model, not a curated record. NCBI's taxonomy places the organism in Eukaryota, Metazoa, Chordata, Aves, Galliformes, Phasianidae.
CCAAUUUAGGACUCGGGUGCUUUGUUGUGCUUCAUUACGACAAGGCAUCACAUAAGCUUUGUGUAUUCCCACAGACCAGGCUGGCACCUCUUAAUUCCUUCCUGCACAGCAGCAACUUAUCCUCAGGUAACCCAUGUAGGACCAGUGUAUUUCCUCCUCCAACUGCUCUUUGGUCACUCAGCAGUAUUACUGAUUAUUCAUGGCUACAUUAGUGUAAUGCCCAGCACUGGGGAGGAAAGUCUGUGCUGGUCUUUAUUUGUAACCUUUUACUCACCUUCAGCUUCUUGUUUCAAAACAUACCGACUCCAACUGCUAAGAGAGCCAAGUCCAAGGCACCAUUAUUAGUAAUGCUUUGACGCAGAAAUUAGUAAAAGAAAGGGCUGAAAGGUAAUGGGAGCAGCUCAAUCAAUUGAACAAAAGCCAUGAUGUGAUUAGCUAUGUAGAGUAAAUAAGUUCUUUGCAAGGAGCAGGAAGCCAGCUUCACCCAUCCCAAAAGGAGUGUCUUGAGAUCUGAAUGGCAGACUGAGGACAAAGUGCACCCUUGUGGAAGGAGGAAGUUUUGUCUGGUUAUAUAGUGUCUAUUUUGGACAGGUACCCUAAAAAAUCCCCUGUAUCUUUGUGCCCUUUGUACGAGCAGUUCUGCCAUACUUCAAGCACAGGAAAACAGAAAGGCAGUGCGUUCUGCAUGUCUGCAUCCCUGCUGGGAGCAAUGCAUGGGACAGCCCCAGCCCUAUGGUAAUCUUUGGGAGGUUGGGAAGGAGAAAGUUCCCUUCUGCUGCGCUCUGCAGUGAGGGCAGGAGAGGGCUGGGGUGAGAGCAGGGAGUGACAGAGGGGUAGGAGCCCCCUCUAGUGGAACCCGAACUUUUACUCGGGUUCUUCAUCCCCAGAGUCAUGGAAAGCCUUUCAAAAGUCAGCUUUUAUGAGUGUAGCAACAGGGCAGGGAGAAAUGGCUCUGACUAGAACAGGGUAGAUUUAGACAGGAUAUUAGUUAGAAAUUCUCCAUGAUGAGGGCAAUGAGGGUCUGGCAAUGCUGCCCGGAGAGGCUGUGGGUGCCCCAUCCCUGAGGUGCCCAAGGCCAUGGAUGGAGCUGUGGGCAACCUGGUCUGGUGGGAGGUGUCCCUGUCCAUUGCAGAGGGUCGGAAUUAGGAGAUCUUUAAGGUCCCUUCCAAUCCAAAUCAUUUUAUGAUGUCUGGUUCCUCUGUUUAUUCCCUCAGUACAUUGGGCUGCUUGCAGAAGUUUGAACUUCAGUAAUACAUUGAAAAGUUCUUAGGAAGGUCCUGAAGGUAAAACUAGCACAGGUUUGUGUAUGUAACUGAGCAGCAGGUCUCCAACUGGGCUGGUGCAGAGCAGCCACCCCUUGCUGUCAAUGACGUUAUAUGAAGACAUGUUGAGCCUCCACACUUCCUGAGAAGGGUUUUUCUUAUCACACGUGCUCUGGGCUGCCUGCAGGUUUCACUGGAAACGCCAGCUGCAGUGAUGCCAAUCUGAUCGGGAACAAGAGAGAAGAGCAAGAGAAGGAGGAGCACAAGGAUGAGGUGUGAGAUGCCCCUCCUGGGCCUCCUGCUGUGUGUGGCUGGUGCAGAAGCUCAGGAGGUCGAAGAUGAAUUCAUAGUGGAGAUUUCUGGAACCACAGUGACAAUCACAUGUCCCGUCUCUGGAGACGAAAUACAAUGGACGCCAACUGGGAAAAAAAAAAAUGACAAUAAGUACAUUAUAGAGAAUCAUGACAGCUCUCCUCUCAAUGUGACUUGUCAAGGAAAUGAUAAUAAGCAGCGUGCAAUGUAUCUGAAUGCCAAAGUGUGCACAAACUGUGAGGAGCUGGAUACCUUGACUGUGAUAGGGAUCAUCAUUGCAGAUCUUCUCAUCACCUUGGGGGUACUGAUUUUGGUCCAUUACUUCAGCAAAAACAAGAAGGGGCAAUCUAGAGCUGCUGCUGGCAGUCGGCCACGAGCUCAGAAGAUGCAGCGUCCUCCCCCUGUUCCAAACCCAGACUACGAGCCCAUCAGGAAAGGCCAACGAGAAGUGUAUGCAGGCCUGGAACACAGGGGCUUCUGAAAUUCCCCCAGAUAGCAGGCUGGGUGGAAAACAGAAGCAGAAGAACUGAGUGCUUCUGGCUAGCUUGCUGCUGGCUCUCUGCAGACCCACUGAGGCUCAGGUGCUUUGGGGUCAGCCAAGCAGGUAAACAGGACAGGCGUCCUGCUGCCCUAUGCUGUGCCACUCUGCGGUGUUCCUUCAGUCGACAAUAGGGCUAAGAAAUCUUCAAGCCCAUUGACAGAGAAGUUUUCCUUCUCACUCAAGGCCUGGAGCCUCACCCAUGGUUGCUAACCUCCUAACCUCUCUCUCUGCUUCAGUUUCACGCUCUGACUUUCCCUCCAAUUUCAUUUUCUGGCACAAGUGCCUGCACAAGUGCACUGCUAAUUUUGCCCCCUGGGCAGCUGGUGCAUGAAAUGAGGGUCCUUCUCAGAGGGAUUUGCUUCUGAUGUUGUCCUGCUCUCCCAAGUCACCCAAAAACCUAUUAGGAGAUUUAAGUGGUUGGCUGAGUGUGAGCUCUGCUUGGGUUCUAUUAGAAAGAUGUCAGGCUACUUUGCUAAAUGUCUGUUUCAGCUUUUUAUAUGUAUAUAUAUACAUUUCCAAAUUGUAAUAUAUUAAUAAAAUGAGAGCCAGCAUCCCCAGAUAUGCAGC